This is a messenger RNA of Suillus fuscotomentosus, 1146 nucleotides long. RefSeq lists its product as uncharacterized. The coding region runs from base 202 to 1008 and encodes 268 amino acids. NCBI's taxonomy places the organism in Eukaryota, Fungi, Basidiomycota, Agaricomycetes, Boletales, Suillaceae. The transcript is spliced from 2 exons. The record is from RefSeq and is a predicted model, not a curated record.
AAGCCCAAAAACUAACGAGGGCGCCUCCAACAUUCAGGAAGUUAAACCAUUGCCGCAGAAGCGAUCCAGACCGGAAAGAGAGGUGGGGUAGAGUGCUCGGUCGGUUUUAACGGCUUAAAAAUAUAUGCUUAGAUUGGUGUCCUUGGUCUGCGUGACAAGAACCUAUCACAAAGCCCAGAUGAUACGCGGUUGGCUAAACGCAUGAAAACACACGAUGGUAGAGGACAUCUGCCACCAGCUCCAAAGCGCGCCACCUUGGCGUUUCAGCAACGGCAGUUCCGGAAACUCAUCACUCCGUUUCGUUCACCUUUGAUGCCGAACAAGGAUGAGGGUGCGCCAUCAGGGGAUCUAUUAAAGUCCAAGAGCCAUUUGCCGAUUGUUCCCGCACCACCGCCAGCUCCGAAAAUACCACUCACACCUCAGAAACAUCACCGUGCCCAUGUAGCUCCGUCCGUUACACCAGUUAAGACCAGAGUUCGCACUCUCAAAGCGGCGUCACAAUUCAAAUCUCCAUUAAGCAUUUCUGCUUCAGCAUCGUCCGGAAGAGGAUCAUCGAUUCGACUGACACCUACGGUCCAGUCCCUAGAACGAAAAUUACAACUUCUUAAGCGCGCUGUCAAAGUGAAAGAAAACGAUGAGGAAAAUACACUCAUCAGGCUCAUCAAGAAAUGGACGGAGGCAGGGAGGGAGGUCGCAUAUGAGCUUUGGGAUUUGGUGAAAAGUUCUGCGAACAAGGGAGACGGUGUUGGUUGGGACGGGGGUAGGGGCAAGAUGGGCUCACGGGACUCGAACUGGGGUUGGGACUCCCCUGGAAUCAAACGCGAAGGCUAUCCGGAGAACGAGAUGGAUACUGCUGUGGAGAAUUCCUUGGACGAAGGCUACACCAACAAGAUCCUUUCAGAAGAUGAUGAACAAACACGGAACACCAUGGGUACGAUGCUCCGACAGCUUGGAAUCGCUACAGAGACAUUGGGAUGGGAUGAAGAUGCAGAGGUUUUCUUCGAUUAAAGCUAUGUUUUAUUCAGGGUUGUGCUGUUCUACAUCAAGGUAAUGGUAGUCGAAACAUGGAAGUUUUAAUUAACCAUCGUCUUAUUCUUCAAUAUUCCUUAGCGCCUCUUCAACAAUCACUUCGGGGAAUUCAUUCUG